Molecule: messenger RNA, 7083 nt
Organism: Chelonia mydas (Green sea turtle)
Lineage: Eukaryota; Metazoa; Chordata; Testudines; Cheloniidae
Gene: JDP2
Product: Jun dimerization protein 2
Exons: 4
Coding region: 5609-6100 (163 amino acids)
Biological process (GO): regulation of transcription by RNA polymerase II
Cellular component (GO): nucleus
Molecular function (GO): RNA polymerase II cis-regulatory region sequence-specific DNA binding; DNA-binding transcription factor activity, RNA polymerase II-specific
Source: RefSeq, a predicted model, not a curated record
GGCUGAGGGGUCACUCCCAGGGGAUGGCUGCUCCAGUGGGCUCUGCUGAUGGCUGAGCUUUACUUCUGUGGAUUUGUAACAAAUGUUCUCUUUUAAAAGGUCCUGUUUGCAGCAGCAUUAGAGAUAAUAUUCCCAAGUGCAGCUCAGGGGUACUGGAACAAUUUGUAUAGUGUGGGUGCUGAGAGCCAUUGAACCAAACUGUAAACCCUGUUUAUAAUGGAAACCACUUCAAGUCAGAGGGUGCUGCAGCACCCCCCACACCUCUAGUUCCAGCACCUACUGCAGCCCAAGAGGCUGAGCUGGGCAGCAUGGCCAAGUGGUGGCGCUUUCUGCUGAGGGGUGGAACUGGGAAAUAGCACUCUCUCUGCUGGGGAGUCUGUCUCUGAUAGGGAAGAGGGCAGCUGGGCUGUCUCUCUCAUAUGGUUUGAGGGCAGCCAGUGGAUCUCUCUCACUCACACAUCCGGGAUGGGAGGUAGACAGCUAGGCUGUUUGGGCUUUUUAUGAAGGCUUUACUAGAGCACAAAUCCAACCAAAGGCAGAGCUGUCUCUCUGUGAGACUCUUGUGGUAUUUCUGCCAUCUGUGUGAAAAUAAACAGAAGUUCAAGGGAGAGCCAGACCCUUCCCACACCGGAAACGGGCUCUGGCUUCUAUCUCCUGGGGAGCAUUCCCUGCCACAGUCAUCAGGGCCUUGGGGGUCUAUUCCUUGGGGCCAAAGGAUUUUGGAACAAGGCAUUGCAGGGAUGGGUGUUUAUAAAGUAUGCUGCAUAUGACUAUUCACAUCAUAUCCUCUUGCAAAGGCAUCUGGGUGGGUGUCUCUGGGAAGGGCAUUGAUGUUGCUUCUUAAGCCAGCGCAGAUCCAGUGUCUGACUCAAGGAGUUGCUUUCCUGACUCCAGCUGGAAAGUCUAUUGCGCUUAUAGGUAACUCGUGCAAUAUUAGGCAUACAGAGGCUGCCAUAUUGCAGCAGGGUCCUGGUUCAGCUAACCUGGCAAUCUGUCUCUGACAGUGACUUAUAUAGCUCUUAUACUAUAUCCUUGGUAGAGAGAAGGGGGUUAUUUCCUGAGCUGUCCCAGCUGGUGACUACCCUGAGAGCCCAGAGCGCCUUUUCAGUUUUGUCUUAGCUGAUCUCACUGCAGCUGAUUUCUUUGAUGCACUAAACAUACUGGAUCGACUGAUUUAAUACAGAGCACACAAAAGUUGAGUGGCUUCCAUUAAAGUUAGCAUUUGCCAGUACCUAGCACGCUGUUAUCUGAGAGGAUAGGAUACAACUGCAGGUCUUGGAGACUGCUGUGGUCUGGUUACUGGCAAAUAAUUUAAUAAUGAUCACUGUCUGUCCUUUUUACCAAUUUAGACUUUAGCCCUUUCAAUGGCAUUCUUCUGAGCAUUCAUUACCCUGCAGUCUGGAAGAGAUCUAAGAGUUAAAAUUAUUGCUUUUUAAAGUAAUAUGCCUUCUUGUGCUUGUCUUGCAGGAAUGGGUAAAUAAUAGCGGGCCUUCUAUAAACCAUUUAUUUGAAAUAUAGAAUAUACUGCAUUCAUGAUGAAUAAAGUGAGGAACAGUUGCAUGGGAAUAUCAGAUAACCGAAGGAAAACUCUAUUGCGUGCUAAGGCACUCGGCAUAUUGAAAGCUUAGUUUUUGCUUAAUUUCUACAAAUUAAUAACAUUUAACAUAGCAAUUCCCUGCGGCCUGUCCUUGAUGGGGUGGGAAGGCUUGUGUGCUCCUGUGACCCUAAAAGCUAUGCCAUUGGGAGUUUUCACUCCCUGGCAGGGUCACCCAAGCAGAUUGGUCAAAGAGUAGGGACCAGAUGAAAAGGAAUCCACUGGUACUCCAGAUUGGGGGUUGAGUGAUAAGCCAACAAUUUAUCAUUGUAAAAAAAGAAAGGGGGGGAGGAGUUGAGUUAUGGAAACACAACAAAGUAGCCAUUCAGACAAACAAUGUGCCAAAAUAAUGGACUCUGUAUCGGCAGAAAUGAUAAGGGAAGCCUUCAGGAACCCAAAGAUUCUGACAGGUUCCUUACUGAAGGUAAAACAAAUUAGAAAAGUAGGUUUCUGCAACAUUUGAACAACAUUCAACAACCAAAGUUGUUCAACAACAACCAAAGUAACGCAAACAACCAAACAGACAGACAAAUAUAAUCUCAAAAUCUGUGGUUUAAGCAAUGGUCUGGAGCUGACAAAAAAAACACUUAAAAAUUAAAAUAUAGCCCUUAUAUGUUCAGGGAGGCAAGAUCGGUGCCACUCAGAGGGUACAACGUUAAUUUUGACUUCCAAAGCAGAAAAAUUGCUUAUAGACAGGGUGCCCAUUAGCAGCUGAUUGCUCUGAGCAAGGCUUCAAACAUGAUACGUGAAAAUGUCAGUUACUCAGUGUUACCAACAGACAACUAUGAUGACAAGAUCAAAGAUCAGUUCUCUAAUUGCCUACAAACUCCAGUUGACAACAUUCCCAAGCAUGACAUGUGCUUGUUAAUGGGGACUUCAAGGCCAAGGUUGGAGAUGACAGCAACAGAGUUGUGAGAGUGAUGGGCAGACAUGGGUUGCCAGAAUCUAAACGGUGAAAGAUUGGUAAAACCGUGCCUGGUAGCAGGGAUCAUAAUUGGUGGAACACUGUUCCUCCACAAAUAUAUCCACAAGGUAAUAUGGAAUUCCCCAGCUGGAGUUACCAGGAACAAGAUUGACUAUCUGUGGAUUGGAAGGAAAUUUAGAUCUACUCAUUAGGAUGUGUGAGCAUACAGAGGAGCAAGUAUCUGAAGUCACUACAAUUUGUGUGGCAACACUGAAGAUCUAAUUUUUCUAUACUUUCAUCUGUCUCUUGCUCUUAAUAUAUUUAUAGAACCUCUUCUUACUGUCUUUUAUGUCCCUUGCUAGGUAUAACUCAUUUUGUGCCCUAGCUUUUUUAUUUUGUUCCUAGACAAUAUUUUUUAGUAUUCAUCCAUAGCAAUUUGUCCAUGUUUCCACUUUUUGUAGAAUUCCUUUUUGAUAUUCACAUUAAUGAGCUCCUCAUGGAACCAUUUUGACCUCUUACUACCUUUCUAUCUUUCUUUUGCAUCGGGAUAGUUUGCUGUUGUGUCUUUAAUAUUGUCUCUUAAACUGCCCUGCACUCUCCUGAACUCCUUUUUCCCUUAGAUUUUCUUCCCAGGAGAGGUUGCCUACUAGUUUUCUUUAGAAACCGUGUCUAGGAAAUGUCUAACUUGUAGGUACAUAUAGAAAUCCCCAAAAGGGUCGUGUGCCCUGGAAAAAGUCUCCAAAGGUCAACUGUCCUUUGGCAGCCCACAUUUUUGAAAUUAGUGUCUUUCUAACCUGGAGGGACAGUAUUCAGGAAGUCAUUGAGAAUUUUGGGAUGGUACCAGAGUACCUGACUGCACUUUUCAAAGUGGUGCCUAGGACAGGACAUUGUCUGAUCUCUUGAGGGAACAAAGUGUUGCAGCCGUAAAUCAGGCUAGAAAGAAUAAAAGGAGAGUGAUACGCUGCUUCACUGGUCUGCUGUGUGUGGGGUAUUGUUUUGAAUUUCUGUACAAUGUAGCCAGUUCCAAACGUGGAAUUUAGAGCUGUCCAGUGAUAAAAUUUCCCAGUGUGGAGGUUACUAUCUUAUUUUGUUUUCUGUCUUUGGAGCCUCAACCAAGCCAGCUGAUAAUCUGUCUCUUCUCAGGCCAUGUAAAAUUACUACAUAUUUUCUCUCUAGUUCUCUCUCUCUUUUUUUUUUUUUAUCAAGUAGGUAAGAGUACUGGAAAAACAUCCAUUUUUAUCAAGUAGCAUCAGCCCAACAAGACUAUUCAAUAGUUGAGAUUCUGCAUCUUUUAUUUCUUCAUUUUCUCCUUUCCAAACUAAAAUGUCCUAGUCUCUGAGGUCAUUUUGUAUUGAACACUCCCUUCCCCAGUGCCUUACCUUUUUCUUUCUGCUCUCUGUUCCUGUGGAGUUGAUGGCCAAAGCUGAGUGCUGGAUUCCUGGUGAGGACACACCCUGAUUUACAAUAAUGUCCUUAUCAGGUUUCCCAUACUACUUUCUGUUCCUAGACAUUGUAGCUUUUGUUACUGUUGCUGUGUGGUGAGCAGAUGCCCUUCUGUGAACUGCUCACUGUGACCUCUCUCAUUAGAGGUUGCCACUAGUUCAGAGCCCAUUAGAGAGCAGAAAGAUUUAAAAUUGUUCUUUCCAAUGUGAGCUACGUUAUCACCUGCCACCAUGCUGCCCAUUUCCCUAGUGGUGUUGGUAUUGCACUCCGCCAACUGCCUAGGCUGGCUUCAUAUAAUUAGCUUUAAAACUAUUGCUAGGCUGUGCAGAAUGGGACCCUCUAACUCUCCUUGUUUAGCUGGUCCUCCUUCCUCCCAGCUCUCUGGAUAACAGGACAACUCAAAGUGCAUUGCCCCACAUUCUCCUGCACAGUAUACAUGGUUCUGGGUACACUCUCCCUUGCUGAGGCAGUGUGGGAUGAAAGCCCAGACUUUCCCAGAGUACAUUGAUGGAAACCCAGGUAGGCAGAGUCAUGAGUGCAUGGACGAACUUGGUGACAUGGUUGUGUUGUGAAAAAAGCUGCUGCAUGGACACAACUGAACCAUGUAUGUUGUAACUGGGUCAUUUGCGAGUGUCAGCCUUGUUACACCAACACAGAUGUAGUUACGGUGAGGGCACUCAGCUGUUCUCUGUGCACUCAGUUGGUCUCACAGCCCCAUUCACUCUUCCAUGGGCUUCCUGCUUCUCAUCUAAUUAAAUAACUUUUUAUUCUUUUUCAUAGCUUGGCUACUUCUUAUUCUCCAGCUUGUAACUGACCUGCCAGAGUUUGCCCCAGGCUAUUUGCCUCACUUGGCCUGGAUUUCUUCCUUCCCCUCUCUUUUUGUAUUUGUUUUUGGCCAAAAUAAACUCUUGUACCUGUGGAUUUUUCCUUCCCUUUUUCCUUCCUUUUAUUUGUUCUGGAGGAUGGAUCCCAUCUGUGAUUCUAAGUUAAUCUUAUGCAGCCUCCAUGCUGAUUCUGUGGUCUCUAAGUUCCUAUCAUUUUCCUUUAUCUUCACUCAUGCAAAGUUCCCCUGCUUGAAUUUCAGUUUCAGACCUGGCUGUAAGUCUGAUCGUCUGGAGAGGAUGUUGGAGCCAAUGCACAUUAUGGUAAUUGUUGAUGGCUCCACCGUACUUCCUGCACCAACGCCUGAAAAUUAUUCAGAACUAUGUUUAGAGUAGUCUCUGAUCUUGUCAGAUCCAGAACAAGAUGUUUCAAGAAGCAGUCACUCAUAGUAUCAAGAAAUUGUUUCUCUAGACCACAUCCUGAGGGGACCAUUGAUCAGUUGACAUCUAAGUAGCUGAAGUUGCCCCUUAUCACUCUUGUAGUACUUUGUUGCCCCUGUCUGAUUUCUCUCCCCCAUCCUGAUCUGCAGGUAUGUCCUUCCUACUAGAGGUAAUUUCUUUUGACCUAGGGAUUUUAUCCACAUGGGCUCUGCCUGAUGCUCCCCCUCUUGUAGGCAUUCUCUCUCAAGGAGACUGUGGAAUCCUGUGUGGGCAACGCUGUGGUGGCUCCCCAGCCUCUGUGACCAAACCUAACUUUCCUCUGUCAUUCAUAGUCAGGAUCUGCAAUAUCCCACUGCGUCUUACUUGUGAGCUUCAUGCACUGAGCAAGAAGCUGCUUGCCCUGCUAUGAUGCCAGGGCAGAUUCCGGAUCCAUCCCUGACAGCUGGCGCUCUGCCUGGGCUUGGCCCCUUGUCAGGACUCCCGGGCACCACCCUGACGGUGGAAGAGCUGAAGUACGCUGACAUCCGCAACAUUGGGGCUAUGAUCUCUCCACUGCAUUUCUUGGAGGUGAAACUUGGGAAGAGGCCCCAGCCUGUGAAAAGUGAGCUGGACGAGGAAGAGGAGAGGAGGAAAAGACGCCGUGAGAAAAACAAAGUAGCAGCAGCUCGAUGUCGCAACAAGAAGAAGGAAAGGACAGAGUUCCUGCAGCGGGAGUCAGAGCGUCUGGAGCUCAUGAAUGCUGAGCUGAAAGCCCAGAUAGAGGAGCUGAAGCAGGAGAGGCAGCAGCUGAUUCUAAUGCUAAACAGACACCGUCCCACUUGCAUUGUGCGGACAGACAGCAUCAAGACACCGGAGAGUGAAGCCAACCCACUGCUUGAACAACUAGAGAAAAAGUGAAGGUAGCACUGGCCAGGACAAGGAGGAGACAACAAAUUGGGGUCUCCAAAAAUGUCGCCUAUGUACUGUAUGAAGAACUGUGCACCAAGGCCUUGUCCAGCCAGAAUCCAGUGGGCUUUCUUGGGGAUUACAGGCCAACCAAAUAAGGGAAAGGAGAAGAUCAAGAACCUGCCAUUCACCCCACUCUGAGGCUGAACCUGGGAUGGGUCUAGCAGCUGUGGUGAGGGCAACCACUUGCAAUACCUCUUCGUGGCCCUUCAGCCAGCUCACCAGCCCCAGGGAUCAAGCAAGCAGCCUGCUGCAGGGCGUCCUGAAGCUGGAUCACAUUGAGAUAUGGGGAGGGGAAGCUGCAACUUCCUCUCUUCCCACACCUACUGGUAUGCACCUGGCUGGGAGUGAAGGCUUGAUCCAGGAGAAAUGAACAUGUGUGGGAGAUGGAUGGCAGGCAGAGACAUGCUGGCUGUAUCUCCCAGGUCUGUCCUAUCUCCGUCCCUCUGGAUCCUGCCACUGCUCCUUGCGCACACUCCGGAAUGGAAUCCGAAACAAAGAAUUGCAAACACUUGACACAAGCCCUGCCUUGCGGCUGGGCCUGUCCAUGGCACUGUGGCGCAGGCGCCCCACAAGCACACUCAGUAUAAUGUUUACAGCCCAGCUGUCCCUGUUGGCCGUGCUUUUGAAUGCACAUUUUUACACUUUUUUAUAUUUUUUACAAAGUUUUUAUACAGCUGUCUCUAUAUGGAUUUAUAUAAUCACUAGAUGUGAUCCCAUAGAAAUGUAUGUUAUAAUGGUCCGUUUGUUACAAAUGCAUAUGCCACAGUUAUCUCAUUGUGUUACUUGUUAGGUAGCGUCUGGCUCCUUUUCCCUCGGCAUGCUGGGAAAGGGGCCCAUACAGCCCUCCACAAUGGCUCCACUACCAUCUCCAUCCAUGUACGUUCUUCGUAAUAUGCAGUCCUGUAUCUCGCAGUAAAUGUUACUUUGACUUA